CGCGCGCCCGGCUGGGGGCGGAGGGCGGAGGCCCGCGGGUCGGAACAGCCGCGGCGAGCGGCGGCGGAGGGAACCGAGGCGGCGACGAGCCUGGGGGUCGCGACUUGCAGCGGCGGCGGCAUCGGCGACGGCGGGCCCGGAGGCGGGCGGAGAGCCGGGGCGCGAUGGAGCGGAAGAGGUGGGAGUGCCCGGCGCUCCCGCAGGGCUGGGAAAGGGAAGAAGUGCCCAGGAGGUCGGGGCUGUCGGCCGGCCACAGGGAUGUCUUUUACUAUAGCCCCAGCGGGAAGAAGUUCCGCAGCAAGCCACAGCUGGCACGUUACCUGGGCGGCUCUAUGGACCUCAGCACCUUCGACUUCCGCACGGGGAAAAUGCUGAUGAAUAAGAUGAAUAAGAGCCGCCAGCGCGUGCGCUAUGACUCCUCCAACCAGGUCAAGGCUCUGGCUAAACGCCUCCCUGCCCCCUCCAACCCUCCAUGGACCCUGGUCGGAGCGGCCCGCUGCAGAGUCUUCUCCCCCCAGGGCAAGCCUGACCUGAACACCGCACUGCCUGUACGGCAGACUGCAUCCAUCUUCAAGCAACCGGUGACAAAGAUCACCAACCACCCCAGCAACAAGGUGAAGAGCGACCCACAGAAGGCGGUGGACCAGCCGAGGCAGCUGUUCUGGGAGAAGAAACUGAGUGGCUUGAGCGCCUUCGACAUCGCCGAGGAGCUUGUCCGAACCAUGGACCUGCCCAAGGGCCUGCAGGGGGUGGGCCCAGGAUGCACAGAUGAAACGCUGCUGUCUGCCAUCGCCAGUGCCCUGCACACCAGCACUCUGCCCAUCACAGGCCAGCUCUCUGCAGCCGUGGAGAAGAAUCCUGGUGUGUGGCUGAACACUGCGCAGCCACUGUGCAAAGCUUUCAUGGUGACUGAUGACGACAUCAGGAAGCAGGAGGAGCUGGUGCAGCAGGUACGCAAACGCCUGGAGGAGGCGCUGAUGGCCGACAUGCUGGCCCACGUGGAGGAGCUGGCCCGUGACGGGGACGUACCGCUGGACAAGGCCUGCACCGAGGACGACGAAGAUGAAGAUGAGGAAGAUGACGAACCAGAGCCUGAGCGUGUCUAGCGCAGAUGUCCUGGCCAAGUUCCGGUUGCAGACUGCCUCGCAUGGCCACCUGCAGACUUCCGUCAGCCUUGCCUGGACUUGGUGGAGGCCAAGCCAGCAGGCGGCAAGCCUCCAUCUUCUUCCCAGGGCCUUUUCCAGCUGCCGGGUCUCAGUGCAGGGAGCCCACUGUGGGCCUUGGACUCAUUUGCCCCUGCGCUUCCUGGUGAUAAACCCCACACUGAAAACUGAAGGUCGGAGUCCCACUUGGGAGGUGGCCUCAUCGUUACCUUCCUGCCUCCUCACCAUAGGAACAGGCCCUGCUUGGCACCAAGGACACCAAGGAGCUACAAGCUUUGUUGGGCACUGGAGGGAGGUUUUGGUUCCUGCCUUUUAGUGUCGGGCCAGGGUCUAGGCUGCUGCCAGUCUCGGGUUGCUCAGCCUCCCCAAGCUGAGGGCCAGCAAGCAGCCAGGAACUCGGUUUCCUUCAAUAAAGCUAUGGUAGGAACUUCUCA
Molecule: messenger RNA, 1597 nt
Organism: Arvicola amphibius (Eurasian water vole)
Lineage: Eukaryota; Metazoa; Chordata; Mammalia; Rodentia; Cricetidae
Gene: Mbd3
Product: methyl-CpG binding domain protein 3
Exons: 7
Coding region: 165-1106 (313 amino acids)
Molecular function (GO): DNA binding
Source: RefSeq, a predicted model, not a curated record